AUGAGCAGGUCUGGUCCUGAGGAUGGAGCUGCUGCCUACAACAUGAGUCUCUCUGAGGAACAGCACACACACCAGGCACAGGGAGAGGAGGAUGCGGUGAAGAGAUGUAAACAGAUUUGUGUGCAGAAAAAUAAAGCCUUUCUGAAGAAAAGGGUUCAGUGUUUGACUGAGGGAAUCCCCAAACAGGAUAACCCCACACUCCUCAAUGAUAUCUACACAGACCUCUACAUCACAGAGGGGGGGAGGGGAGAGGUCAAUGCAGAACACGAAGUCAGACAGAUUGAGGCAGCAGCCAAGAGAUCAGAUGCAUAUGACACACCAAUCAAAUGCAAUGACAUCUUUAAACACUUAGCUGGACAAGAGAAGGAUAUUAGAACUGUGCUGACAAAGGGAGUGGCUGGCAUUGGGAAAACGGUUUCUGUGCAAAAGUUCAUUUUGGACUGGGCUGAAGAAAAAGCCAAUCAAGAUGUCCACUUCAUAUUUCCUCUUCCCUUCCGUGAGCUUAACUUAGUGAAGGAGGAACAUCUCAGUUUAGUGGGUCUGAUUAAACGAUUCUUUGGUGACAUCCAUGAUUUCAGCAUUUUCACUGAUGACAAAUGCAAAGUGUUGUUCAUCUUUGAUGGUCUCGAUGAGUGUCGGAUUCCUUUGAAUUUCAACUCCAACCCAAAGUGUUGUGAUGUAACAGAAGCAACCACAGUGUCUGCUUUGCUGACAAACUUCAUCAAGGGGAAUCUUCUUCCCGCUGCUCUCCUGUGGAUCACCUCCAGACCAGCAGCAACCAAGCAGAUCCCUCCUCAGUGUCUGGACCAGGUGACAGAGGUACGGGGGUUCAAUGACCCACAGAAGGAGGAGUACUUCAGGAAGAGAAUUAGUGAUGAGGACCUGGCUAAUAGCACCAUCAGCCACCUGAAGUCAUCCAGGAGCCUCUUCAUCAUGUGCCACAUACCUGUCUUCUGUUGGAUUGCAGCCACUGUGAUAGAGAUAAUGUUGAGGGAAAGAAACACAGAUGAGAUUCCUAAGACUCUGACUCAAAUGUACACACACUUCCUAAUGAUUCAGACUGAAGUCAAACAGAAGUACACAGAAGGAAAAGAGACAAAAGAAGGGAUGAUUUUCAAACUGGGGAAACUUGCUUUUCAGCAGCUGCAGAAGGGCAAUCUGAUCUUCUAUGAAGAGGACCUUAGAGAGUGCGGCAUUGACAUCACAGAGGCAUCUGUGUACUCUGGAGUGUGCACCCAGAUUUUCAAAGAGGAGGCCGGGCUGUACCAGGGGAAGGUGUUCUGCUUUGUGCAUCUCAGCAUUCAGGAGCAUCUUGCUGCAUUAUAUGUGCACCUCACUCUCAUCAUCCACAAGGAAAAUGUUCUUAACCCAAAUACCCCAAGGCCAGCCACAUUUAAAUCCAAGCUUGCUCGGUUCUUUAGGCCUCCGGUUGUGUCUGAUGCAAAUGAGGGUGACAAAGUGUCUGUCUAUGAGCUGCACCAGAGAGCAGUAGAUCUGGCCUUAACGAGUGACAACGGGCACAUGGACCUUUUCCUCCGUUUCCUCCUAGGCCUCUCACUGAAGUCCAAUCAGGAGCUCUUGAGAAUUCUACUGCCACAGGCAACCAUACAAUCACAGAACACAGAUGGAACUGUCAAGUAUAUCAAGAAAAAGAUCAAGAAGAAUCCCUCCUCAGAGAAAUGCCUGAAUCUCUUCCACUGCCUCAAUGAGCUGAAUGACCAGUCCCUAGUGGAGGAAAUCCAAAGCUACCUGAAGACAUCAGGAGGUCUAAAGGGAGCCAAACUCUCCCCUGCACAGUGGUCAGCUGUGGUGUUUGUGCUGCUGACCUCAGAACAGGAGCUGGAUGUCUUUGACUUGAGUAAAUAUGGCGGAUCAGAAGAAUGUCUGCUGGGUCUGAUGCCUGUGGUCAAGGCCUCCAGAUCAGCUCUGCUGUACAACUGUAACCUGACAGAGAAAAGCUGUUCCUCUCUGGCUUCAGCCCUCAGCUCAGGCUCAAGUCUCAGACAGCUGUACCUGAGUUACAAUAAUCUGCAGGACUCUGGAGUGGCACUUCUUAGUGCUGCAUUAGGAAAUCCACUCUGUCAACUGGAGACACUAGAGCUGUGGGACUGUAAGCUGACAGGGAAAAGCUGUUUCUCUCUGGCUACAGCCCUCAGCUCAGGCUCAAGAGUCAGACAGCUGGACCUGGGUUGGAAUAAUCUGUAUGACUCUGGAGUGGUACUUCUUAGUGCGGCAUUAGGAAAUCCACUCUGUCAACUGGAGACACUAGAGCUGUGUGGCUGUAUUAUGACAGAGAAAAGCUGUUCCUCUCUGGCUUCAGCACUCAGCUCAGGCUCAAGUCUCAGACAGCUGGACCUGAGAAACAAUGAUCUGCGGGAAUCAGAUGUUGAGUCUCUCUCUGUGCUUCAGAGGAACCCAGGGUGCAAACUUCAGGAGCUAUGGGCAGUUGGAGUCCAGGGAAGACUGGAGGACAUCCAGGAGAGACUGGAUGACAGCAGGGAAAGACCGCACCGGGCGUGGGCGGCUAGUUACCCAACCCAUAGCUCCCUCAUUAGAGGGAAGCCCAACCCCAACUACGAAGAAUCAUAA
Messenger RNA from Engraulis encrasicolus (European anchovy), 2589 nucleotides. RefSeq names its product NACHT, LRR and PYD domains-containing protein 3-like. The coding region runs from base 1 to 2589 and encodes 862 amino acids. The record is from RefSeq and is a predicted model, not a curated record. Lineage: Eukaryota; Metazoa; Chordata; Actinopteri; Clupeiformes; Engraulidae. Gene Ontology annotation, biological process: intracellular signal transduction. Gene Ontology annotation, molecular function: protein binding. The transcript has 7 exons.